AUGAAGCCUCAUCUCCAUUCGCUUGUUGCUGUAUUGCUUUGCCUUCCUUUAGUUUGGGGAGACAGCUUUGAUGAUAAGGCCAAUGAGCUUCUCGCAUCCACCAAAGUGCGAGGAUUUGCAGUGGCAAUCAAAGUUCCCGAACAAACCAAUCCAGUGAUUCGAGCCUAUGGAAAGGUCUCGGCUGCUGCAAAUGCUGCUGAUGUUACCACAGAUACAGCUUUCAUGAUGGCUUCUGUCUCCAAGCCCAUCGCAGGAGCAGCAAUCGCCAAAAUGAUCGAUCAACGAUUGAUCACUCUGGACACUGACAUUCGAACCGUCCUUCCUGCUGGAUAUGCGGCAACCAACUAUCAAAACCCACUUCAUACCUCCAAGGCCGUGACCUUUCGGCAUAUUGUGACACAUCGCUCUGGACUUCGGCCUGACAUCCCCGACGUGUUAGGUACCAGGGGACAAGUGUCCCCAAGCUAUGGUCCCACAAAUGGUUACUUGGGGUCUGCUGUGGGCAAUCCUAAUUGCUCCUUGACAGAUGUCAAAGGGUUUUAUCGAGAUUAUAUGGAACAAGGGGCACCUGAUACCACCGUUGGGAGGGCAGAUCUAUCAGUCUACCCCGGAGGUACUUUUGAUUGGUACACCAAUGCCGACGGGGCCAAUGCCUGGUCGAGAAAUGCAUCUGGAGCCAACAGGAACUACUCCAACUUUGCGAUGGGAUACAUUGCUGCUCUGGUAGAGCACAAGACAGGAAUGAACUUUAGUCAUUACUGUGACACAAACUUGUUUGGUCCUUUGGGCAUGACAAACACAAAAUGGCUGCGGGAAGAGUUGCCCAACACAACUCAACAGGCUGUUCCAGUUCGUUCAAAUGGAGAUGGCACGUACUUUGACAUUGGCCACUAUUGCUUCAUUGACUAUACCAGUGGACAGCUUUACACCACCGCCAAUGAUGCUGCCAAGUGGGGGAAUGAAAUGCUCUCCAAGGGUACUACAACACUUUGGUCAUCGGCAACCGCAGCACAAGUGUUUGGCUGCCAGGAGAAAGAUGCAAGUAACACGCAACUAUCUGAGUUUGAUUGUGAAUAUUCCUUAGCUUGGGAGUAUCUGGGAUCUGCCAAGAAAGACAGUCAGAUUGCUGCAAAUACUUGGAUGGCUGCUUUUCAGAACUACAAUUGGACGGACAGUGUUCAGCAUGGGGGUGGGGAACUAGGAGUAACAACUCAGUUUAUCAUCUUUCCAAGUGCAGGGGCCUAUGGUGUGGUCAUGAUAAACUCAGCUGGGGCUGAAAAAGAUGCGGUGGCUGAAGCAGCUGCUAUUAAUAUCCUUGGAGGGCUUUUCCCAGAGGCACCAAAAGUUGAGACACCAGCACCUGCACCUGCUCCUGGUCCUUCCUGCUUCCCCGCUUCCUUGUACACAUCAGUCAUCCAACAAGCAAGCCGCCUUGUGGACUCAGCAUCGUCGGCUUUUUCCGGGUUCUGGGCUUGA
Molecule: messenger RNA, 1476 nt
Organism: Seminavis robusta
Lineage: Eukaryota; Bacillariophyta; Bacillariophyceae; Naviculales; Naviculaceae
Source: the annotation of a GenBank genome assembly